Daktulosphaira vitifoliae (grape phylloxera) is the source of this 2315-nucleotide messenger RNA. RefSeq names its product sestrin homolog. NCBI's taxonomy places the organism in Eukaryota, Metazoa, Arthropoda, Insecta, Hemiptera, Phylloxeridae. Bases 466 to 1674 code for a protein of 402 amino acids. The transcript is spliced from 7 exons. Gene Ontology annotation, biological process: positive regulation of macroautophagy; cellular response to L-leucine; negative regulation of TORC1 signaling. Gene Ontology annotation, molecular function: oxidoreductase activity, acting on peroxide as acceptor; L-leucine binding. Gene Ontology annotation, cellular component: nucleus. The record is from RefSeq and is a predicted model, not a curated record.
ACUUUAUUAUCUACUUGCAAUUAUGGCGCACUUGUGAUUUGUACUUUUAACCCGUGAUAAGUUGAAAAAGAUAGUGUUUGUUAAAAUUUAUGUGCUCAUAAAGAAUUGUUAUACAAUACACUAACACUUGCACUCUCGCGUUGACGACAGAAUCGCACCAGUUCGCGGUUUUCUCGAUUUUUAAUUUCAUUAUAAUUAGUAUUAUGACCACGACCAAUUCGCUCAUUGUUACGAUCUAUUGUUAUAAAUUAUAACAGUUAGUUGAGUGACAUUGUCGUUUUACUAAUUUUACGAUAUAGUUGAUAAAUUAUCGCUUCUAAAACGGAGGUCCCAAGUAAGUUUGCGGCAGAAAAUGAUGGUUGUCGCUGUACAUCAGAAACUGGACACACAGACAACGUAUGUGGUCAUUAUCGGGCAGACUCGGUUAAAAUCGAAGACCAAGAUACUCACUCGGAACAAAUAGCAAUGGAAAAUUUCUUGUCAAAUACUAGUUCAGUUUUUGGUUUGGGUCAUGUUACCAAUAUUAUGAAAUUUCAUAAGACAUAUUUUGAAACAUUUCUUGGGCUGCAGGAACUUAUUAUAUAUGGAGAAGGACCUUUACCUAUUCAGUAUCGUCAUUAUAUUGCUAUUAUGGCUGCAGGCCGACAUAAGUGUACAUAUCUUAUCAAUUUUCAUAAAAAACAAUUUUUGGAACAUGAUGGUGAUCCAAAUUGGUUGAAUGGACUGGCUCAUGUUCCAAGAAAACUCCGUAAUCUGUAUGAAAUAAACAAAAUAUUGGCACAUAGACCAUGGCUAAUAAGUAAAGAAGAUAUUAAGAAAGUUGUUAAAGGUCCUCACUCUUGGUCUAUGUCAGAUUUGGCUCAUGCAAUUAUAUUACUUGUGCACUUUCAUAGUCUAUGUAGUUUUGUUUUUGCAUGUAAUUUAAAUGAUGAGAUACCAAAAGCUCCAAAAGUAGCUAAUUAUAGACGAAGUAGCAAGGCAUGUUUUCCUGAUUCUACUGAAGACUUCUCUGAUGAUGAAGGCCUUGAACCUAUCAUGGAAAGAAUGAAAAAGUUAAGUGAUGUUUUACCAGCUUCUGAACAAGAACGUAUACAACGUUAUGAACUCUUGCAAAGUCAAUUGUGUGAAAGUGAUACUUCUUCAGAUAAUAGUUUAGAUUCAAGUGUAAGGCCUUUUGUUGAAGACUCUGGAUAUACAUAUUUAGAUUGCUCACGUCGACAGUUUGCUCAACAAUCAUUAUUCAUAUUGCAGGAAUUUUCAUGGGACCAUCAUGGAUUUUCAUUAAUAAACCGUUUGUUUAAUGACAUUGGAUUAUUAUUAGAUAAGAAAUUCAAGACUGCAUAUAAUAUGACAUAUUACACAAUGGGGGGUCGUCAUGAUAUUGAUACUACAAGGUUUCGCAGAGCAAUUUGGAACUAUAUUUAUUGCAUCUAUGGAAUGAGAAAUGAUGAUUAUGAUUAUGAAGAAGUAACACAACUUCUCACUAAUCCUCUUAGGGUAUUUGUUAAAACAGCAGCAUGCUAUCCAGAAAGGUUAAAUGUAUCACAUUCUGAUAAUGCUUUGAAGCAUUUUGAUAUAAGUGAAAAGAUUCAUAUAAAUCUUAUGAUAAUGGAAGCACGGAUGCAAUCAGAAUUGUUGUAUAUCUUGCGUGCUGUCAUGAACUACAUGUUAUAAUCAUAAUCACAACGAACCUAACUAUGUUUUAAACUGAUUUUAUAUUAUAUCAUUUUUUAUUGUUGUAAUUUCUCAAUGUGUUUCAAUAUUGGUUAUAUGAUUUUUGUUUUUAAUUAUUAGUAUAUAUAUAUAUAUGAUUUUUUUUUUUUUUGCGUAAAGACUCAAUUUUAAAGUGUUCAAUAUGUUUGCUUAUUUAUUAAUAUUUAUUAUUGUUGAUUUUAUUAUUGAUUUUUUAAUUGUGAAUUAAGUUUAUUGUGAUAUUACAGAACUUAUAUUGAAAAUUUACCUUUUUAAAACAGAUGUAUAUUUUAAAUUCUAUAUUGUUGAUAACAUAUUUUUGACUUUGAAAACCAAUAUUUUUAUACUACUUUAUUUUUAAAUUUUAAUCAUUAGUUGUGUAACAAAGUUUUUGUUGUUUUAACUUAAUAUUUUUUAUUUAUAAUUAUUGUUUUUGUUUGGAUAUAUAUUUGACCAGUAUAAAUUACUAAGAACUGAUAAUCAAACACAAGAAGUUACCCAAAAAUAUAUAUUUAGUUAAGGCAGUACAAAAUUAACUUGUGAAUUCAGACUUGAACAAUUAUUUCAUUAAAUGAUAAUAAAUGUGUUAUGCAAAUAAUUAAAGCUUUAUAUUUUAUUGGUUA